Molecule: messenger RNA, 2139 nt
Organism: Penicillium malachiteum
Lineage: Eukaryota; Fungi; Ascomycota; Eurotiomycetes; Eurotiales; Aspergillaceae
Exons: 4
Coding region: 1-2139 (712 amino acids)
Biological process (GO): negative regulation of transcription by RNA polymerase II
Cellular component (GO): Sin3-type complex
Molecular function (GO): histone deacetylase binding
Source: RefSeq, a predicted model, not a curated record
AUGGAGGUAGCCGAGAGCAGAGAGCAGACUUCUGUUGGUCCUACGGGCCCAGAGUCGACCAUGACCAAUGGCGAGCGAAAUCCCUUCUUGGAUGACCCGCUUAUGGAUGAUGGUCGAUCAAGUAGCUUGAGUGAGAUUGACGACGUAUCGGACAAUGAACCCUCCGACUUUGAAGACUCGAUAAAGCCAGAAAGGCUGCUCGAGAAUGACUCGGAGGCAGAGACCGAGCGCAUUGAGGACUCCCCUCACAAUAUCCGUAAGCGCGGAGACAUCAUUCUCAGUGCUGGUAGUGCCGGUCCAAGUCCUAGCAAGCUCCAUCAAUCGACGACUCUGGCGGACGUCGAUGAUGAAGAGCAGAUUGUAGACGACUCUCCAAGCAAACCGCGCCGGUCCCCGACUAACAAUGGGUUAACCGAUGACAUUCCAGACCUACGUGACUUAGAUGACUUGGAUCUUCCUGAUAGUGCCGGAAAGAAACGCAAGCGCGUCGAGGCCGGUGAUGAGACCGGUACCGAACUUGGCGACGAAGAGCCGGUCAAGAAGCGUCGAAGCUCGAUCAAAAGUGACUUGAGCGACCCAAUGGACGACGACACUCCUCUCUCGCCUGAACCCAUUGAAGAUCCCAUCGCUCCCAUUGACGACGAGUUGCCGGUCGACGACGUCCCCGAGUCCGAUCUUCCUGCCCCACCAGUCAAAGGCAAACGAGGCAAGAAGGGCAAGCGAAGAGGUAGACGUGCCGUGGACGCAGAUGAAGAAACUGAAGCCGGUGAUGAGGCUACGGCAGAAGACCUUGCUGUUGAAAAUAUUGGAGAAGAUGAAGAGCCUGUAGAACGUGGUGACGAAGCCAAUGAUGCUGAGACGACAGCUAAGCUGGAAGAAGAAUCUGCAAAGAAAAUGUCUGCGAUGGAGUCACUGGCGACACUAGAAAAGGAGUUUGCAGCUUUGCGAGACAAGAUUUAUGACGAACGAAUCACGAAGAUCAACCGCGAGAUCGAAAUGCUCAGCGGUCCAAACCCUACACAUCCCGAGUACUUGCGCCAGAUUGAAUGCGUGGAACGUUACCGCGAUGCCAAGAUCAAAUAUGAACAGAAUCUGUUCCGUUAUCGCGUGAAAGCUUUGCUAAAUAAGAGCUUGGCUGAACGUGCCCAGGCACACAGCACUUACUUCCAAAGUAUUCGAGAUGUGAGAGAACGACAUUCUAGUGCCAUCAGCAAGCAGUUCUAUGCGAUCCAGCAUGACCGCUUCAAGACAGAUGAAUUAAGCCCACAUCAUCUCAUCCCAUUCCCCACUCGUCGCUCGCAACAGAUUGCCCAUCAAGCUGCCUAUAACCAAGAGGUCUCUGUCAUGGCUGGUGUUGCUAAAUAUGUUGGGUUCCCAGCUGCUCCUGCAUUAUUAGGCGCGCGACCGUCUGAAUUGGAGGAUGAUCUUGAAAAGAUGGGGAUCACGAUUGAAACACGAACAUCGAUUCCACGACAUUCAACGACCUUGCCUCCUCGAGGUGCCAUGUCAGCCAUGUCAUCAAAUGUCUUCCGCACAGCAGCCGAGGAGGCUUUCUUAGAACAAACACCAUGGGCCAAUCCUCAGCACCCAAUUCAUCAGCAACAGCCACAACAUCAGUACUCUCAACAUCACCGACCUCAGGGCCAUAUAUAUGAGCCUAUGCAAUCAUCAUCAUAUGCUACCCCAGCAGCACAAAAGCGGGUGGUAGAUAUUAAUGCACCAAACGGGUCCGCAUCCACAAUCCCGGAGAACAUCUCGGCUGCAAAUUCAUCAGCCAACAACACACCCUAUGGCAUUGAGCAGGAUCCAAGACAUCAAGCACAAGGAACUUUCCGGAAUCCAGAUUAUGAUCUUGAACGUAAAUCUGGAUUCCGAUCUCAAAGUUCCUCGCCGCUGGAUGUGCGAAAAUCCCACCCUCACUCUGCUAUGGAACGUCGUUCCCCUGGACCCAAUUCUUCCCGCAAUCCUCUUUUCUCUCCACCUCCUGCUCGUCAAGGUCUGUUCCAGCCUUCUGCUGUGUCCAAGCCAGACACCUCUCCCACUCUCACAUCAAAACCUGUUGACGGGUUACAUUAUCGUCCACACUCUGAGCUAUCUGCAGGGCCUGGUCCAAGCCAUGCAGGCAAGAUGAAUUACUAG